ACUCCAAUCCGAUGACACGAAUGCGACUGCGCUGAGAGGAGAUGGAAAAAUCCUGCAGCCAUGAGCGCAACAACGGAGGUCGCGUAGACGCCAGCGUUCGCUGCACAUUUACACGACGAUAGUCUGUAUCGUCACGGAUCAUUUUCCGGUCUGAUAUCACAGUAGGAACAGUUCGCCAGAAAAGGGUGACGCGAUGACUGUCACCGAGCUGACCACACAGCAAGAAUUCGACGACUUUGUCAAGUCCAAAGAACUUAGCGUUGUUCACUUUUACGCACCAUGGGCACAACAAUGUUCCCAAGUGAACGACGUACUCAAAGAGAUGACUAAUUUGGAACAAUACAAGGAUGUCAAGUUUGCUAAAGUCGAAGCAGAGAACUUGCCCGAGGUAUCUGUAAAGUCUGGAAUAGCUGUUGUACCUACCAUUCUUCUAUUGAAAAACAGCAACAUUAUAGAUAGAGUAGACGGUGCCAAUGCUCCUGCACUGACAGAGAAGAUCAAACAGCAUUUGAAAAACAAGGAUCCUCUGUUGCUAGAUGUGUUCCAAACGAAGGAAUCCCUUGAGGAGAGACUGAAGAAAUUAAUAAAUCAAGCACCCUGCAUGCUCUUCAUGAAAGGAAAUCCUGCUAAUCCACGAUGUGGUUUCUCCAGAACAAUUGUUUCCAUCCUAGAUAAUUAUAAAACAGAUUAUAAAUCGUUUGAUAUAUUACAAGACAAUGAAGUUAGGGAAGGACUUAAAAAAUUUAGUAAUUGGCCAACAUACCCGCAAUUGUAUCUAAAUGGAGAACUAAUCGGUGGAUUAGACAUAGUGAAAGAAAUGGAUGAGUCGGGCGAGCUUGAAAGUAUGCUACCGAAGAAAAAUAGUGCGGAAACUAAGUGAAUUGAUAAAUAUAAUUAUAAAAAAAGAAAAAAAAAGAAAUGUUUAAGUUAUCUUUCUUAGAUAUUGCGUGUUAAUUAUGGAAAAUAUAUCCUACAUGGAAGCAAAAGCUAUUUUUGUAGGAAUAUAUCGUUUGUGAAAUAAGUGAUUAAAUAUAUUAUGUAUU
Molecule: messenger RNA, 1043 nt
Organism: Camponotus floridanus (Florida carpenter ant)
Lineage: Eukaryota; Metazoa; Arthropoda; Insecta; Hymenoptera; Formicidae
Gene: Grx3
Product: glutaredoxin-3
Exons: 2
Coding region: 194-880 (228 amino acids)
Source: RefSeq, a predicted model, not a curated record